This is a messenger RNA of Xenia sp. Carnegie-2017, 1489 nucleotides long. Its product is annotated as PIN2/TERF1-interacting telomerase inhibitor 1-like. Lineage: Eukaryota; Metazoa; Cnidaria; Anthozoa; Malacalcyonacea; Xeniidae. The transcript is spliced from 5 exons. Gene Ontology annotation, biological process: regulation of ribosome biogenesis. The record is from RefSeq and is a predicted model, not a curated record. Gene Ontology annotation, cellular component: nucleolus. The coding region runs from base 91 to 1191 and encodes 366 amino acids. Gene Ontology annotation, molecular function: nucleic acid binding; telomerase inhibitor activity.
AAAAGAAGUUUCUUAAUUGGUUCGAGGAUCUGUAAUGUUUCUAUUAAAUAUUUUAACUCGUAAAUAAAAUAUUUAAGUCGAUUUCUUAUAAUGGCGAUGCUGGCAGAGGUGAAAUCUAAACAAAAAUGGAGUGACGAUCCUCGAAAUACCAAGUGGAGCAGGGAUAAAAAACGCUAUGGCUACCAAAUGCUAGAGAAGAUGGGAUGGUCAAAGGGAAAAGGGCUUGGAAAGGACAAGGCGGGCACCACAUUUCAUGUAAAGGUCAAGAAACGGAAAACUAACUUGGGUCUUGGAGCUAAAGAAAGCCAUGACAAUGACUGGAUGGCACAGCAAGUUGAUUUCAAUAAUUUGUUGUCUGCUUUACAGCAACACGGUGGCAACACAGAAUUGCGAACUGUGGAAGAAAAUCGAAAAGCCAUGUCUGAAGUAGCAAAAGCGUCAAAGAAACGUGUUUUUUACAAAAGGUUCAUUCGAAGCAAGGAUACUUCACAAUAUUCACAAAAUGAUAUGGCCUGUAUCUUAGGGUCUGUACAAGAUAGCGCACUCUCUGUUGCUCUCACCACAUGUGAAAAAGAAGAAGGCCACAUGCCAGAGAGGAACCCUUCCAUUUCCAACACUAAUCUCGAAUCAGAUUCUGGCAUUGUUACUUACACCAGUAAGCAAAACAUUCAGGAGUAUUUUGCUCAGCGUAUGAGGAAUUUAAAGGCUGCUAAUAUGGCUGUCGAAGAAGAGCUCAAUGACAAUGCGGGAACAUCGGUUGAACACAACGAGAUUGAUAAGGUUUGUCGUGAAAAAAAACUUGAGGAAUCUGUGGAAGACGUUUUGCCCAAAAUGACAAAGAAGCGAAAGAAGAAGAAGGAAAAAGACUUAAUGAAGAAUCAUGAAAUCUCUGAUGAGCAAAUCAUAAAUGGCAAUGAUGACUCUACUCAGAAAAAGUCAGUCAAAAAGCACAAGAAGAAAAAAGCCAGGCGCGAAGGAGAAAUCGAUCAAAAUGAACGUAUGAUCUCGUUAGUGAAUGAAUCGAAAGGGAAAGUGUUCCCAUGCAAUGGAAGCAAUCUUUUAGGAGCGAAUUCAGAGAGAAACAAAAGCGAAGGUACUUUUCACUCAAAAGUUACUCAUGCUAACAUUGAUGUCGAGGAUAAAGGUCAACGUAAGAAAAGGAAAAGGUUGAAAAAUAUGAAAGGAGAAUGAACAUUUCUUAGCAAUUUCUCGUACUUGUUUUCAUUACAAAGCUACCAGUGCUCGUAUGUUAAGCAUUUUGCCCGCUCUGAGAUUGUUGUAAACAGCAAUGUUGACAAAAAUUAACACCACCUCCGCAAGACUUGAUUUUGGUGUGAGGGCGUUGGAUAUAACCAUUGGUAAUAACAAGAAUGACGUAAGCUGUGACGUAGGGAAAAACGUUGUACAUUGAAAAUUAUAUUUUAGGCAAUGGUUAGAUUCUGUUAUAAUUCCCAGUACAUUUAACAGAAAAAUUAAACUAAGUCUAUUU